AUUAAGAUUUUUAUUUUAAUGGCAGAAUAGGAGUAAUAAUAAGCACCAGUAGAAGAAUAAUAAUAAGCAGCUCCAGUAGAGAAGAAAGGAUUUGGAAGAGGAGGAAGAGGAUAAAGAGAAAGAAGAGAAGGAGGAGCACCAAGAUAAAAUAGAGGUCCAAGAAGAUUUGGUGGUGAAUAAGAGUGGACACCAUUAACAAAAUUAGGAAGAUUAGUAAAAGCUGGUAAGAUUAAGAGUCUUGAAACAAUUUUCUAAUUUUCAAUUCCAAUAAAAGGUAUGAAAUAAUAAUAACAUAAUUUAGAAUAUCAAAUAGUUGAUCAUUUCCUUAAGAAUUUGAAAGAAGAACCACUUGCAUUAGGUCCAGUUUAAAAGCAAACAUGUGCUGGAUAGAGAACAAGAUUUAAGGCUUAUGUUGUAGUAGGAGAUGGUCAUUAACACAUUGGUUUGGGAUGGAAAUCAGCAAAAGAAGUUUAAGGUGCAAUUAAAGGAGCAGUAAUAAAUGCUAAGCUUAAUUUGAUUCCAGUGAGAAAAGGAUAUUGGGGAAAUAAGAUUGCUUAACCACAUACUGUUCCAUGCAAAGUGACAGGAAAGGAAGGAUCAGUCAGAGUUAGAUUAGUACCAGCACCUAGAGGUACUGGUAUAGUUGCAGCUAUAACAUCUAAGAAGGUCUUAUAGAUGGCUGGUAUCUAAGAUUGUUACACUCAAUCAAAGGGAAGUACAAGAACUAGAUCAAACUUUUUGAAGGCAACAUUCCAUGCACUUAAAGAAACAUAUAAUUUCCUUACUCCAGAUCUUUGGGGACAUACAAAAUUAGAAUCUACACCAUUCUAAGAACAUAGUGAAUAUUUAGCUGCCUUAAAAUGAGAUAAUAUUACAAUCAGUA
Molecule: messenger RNA, 883 nt
Organism: Paramecium sonneborni
Lineage: Eukaryota; Ciliophora; Oligohymenophorea; Peniculida; Parameciidae
Source: the annotation of a GenBank genome assembly